AUGUCCUCUGACGACCCUGAUACUGCCUUUCGAUCACAACUCCUCGUGGCCGAAGCAGAAAUUCGCAAAAUCAGUCGUCACAUCACUCAACUUGACGACUCUCACGCUGCUUGGAUCUCUGCUAUUCAACAACUUCGACCUGCUGAACGAACGGUCGAAACUGACAACAACCGAAACGCAACCAUAACCUCGGAUAACUUCUUAUUCAUUUUGGAACGUGCCCGCAACGCUCUCGAUGACCUGCAAACCGCAAAAGUCAAUCUCGAACUCAGAAUCGGACGUUCAACCUCGCCUGCUGGCAUCGUUUCAUCCGGCAGUGUACCAGUGAAUACAAACGACCAAUCCGGCAGUGUACCAGUGAACACAAACAACCAUUCCAGAUGUGUACCAGUGAAUACGAGCAAUCGCAUUCCGAUGCAGCCGAACAACCACCUUAUCAAUCUACCGAGGCUACAAAUCGCUAAAUUCGACGGUGACUACCGUGGAUGGCCACAAUUCUGGGCGACAUUCGAGCAUGCCAUCGACAUACAACCAAUCACCGACGUUGAAAAGGUAGAAGGAAGAGCCCUUGAGGCAGUUGCGGGCUACACGGUAGCCCCGAGCAUUACGAGUCAAUCAAGCAAACAUUACGGGAAAAGUUUGGUCGGNAUCCAACGAAAAACGCACCGACGAAGCGCAGCAGAGCAAUCACUACCCAACAAGAACAAUGAAUACGAAUUCAUCCAGCGUACCUCGGCAUUACCAGCCACGACGAAGUCGCAACCAACACCAAGGAGCAAAAACAAGGAGAUACCAUAA
This is a messenger RNA of Anisakis simplex (herring worm), 798 nucleotides long. The record is from the annotation of a GenBank genome assembly. Lineage: Eukaryota; Metazoa; Nematoda; Chromadorea; Rhabditida; Anisakidae.